AUGGGGGGUUCACAGGACUGCGGUGGCUGCUUUGUGUCCCGCGCGCUGGGACUGGACUCGCGGGCAAACAGCCUAGCGCUGUUUGUCUCCGUGAACCUCUUUUACUUCCUCGUCUUCGCCAUGGGAAAGAGCAUGGUGUCGCUAUGCUGCUACUUGUGUCUUGCUCCAGUGAUGCUGGGGUUGCUGCUUAAGGCGCUGCACCUCACCCCCCUGGAGGAAGGGCCUUGGGAAAUUGUCAGUCGCUCCGGCAUCGAGUCUGCUGUGGGACGGCUGUACGACAGGACUAAUCAGUUCUUGGAGUUUUGUCGUGAUGUUUGCCUGUGGAGGAACGUCUUCUUCACCACCAAGGUCUGCUGCGCUCUGCUGACUCUCGGAUACGUGUCUUCCUUCCUGUCUUUCGCCAGCCUCUUUUUCGUUGCGACAUGGGGUUGGUUCCUGUACAGCAGCUGUUCUUCCUUGUUUCACGACACAAUAUAUCCAAUUGUUUCUCCAUACAUCAAGAUGGCCAACCAGACCUUCCAUGAACUCUUUCAGUCGAUUCCAAAGAUGGAAGCCAGUGACAAGAAGCUCUAG
Eimeria maxima is the source of this 573-nucleotide messenger RNA. RefSeq names its product reticulon domain-containing protein, putative. The transcript has a single exon. Bases 1 to 573 code for a protein of 190 amino acids. The record is from RefSeq and is a predicted model, not a curated record. NCBI's taxonomy places the organism in Eukaryota, Apicomplexa, Conoidasida, Eucoccidiorida, Eimeriidae.